GGAUUUCACUACUUCUGGCUGUUAGUUAGGUACUUGUUUCUCACUCUCGUUGUCGUCGGUGUCAAGUUCGGAAGAAGGUUGAAGCUUGUUGGUUGGAUUGGAAAGAAGCAGAAAAAAGCUAUAGUCUGCUGCUGUGCUCCAUAGUGGAUAAAAUAUUUGAUUUGCUGUGUUCUAUUCCGUGACGCUCUAUGUGGAUUACGAUUUGUGACGCUACGGAUAGGUGCAAUACUGGAAUAUGUUGCCUAGAAACUGACCUUCCAACAAAAUUAAACAUUUUCUUUGGAAGUAGACCACUGCCAAUUCACCGGAAGUGAUCAUCGCGUUCGGGAAAGUCGAAUCCACCAAAAGAUUUUCGCAAAAUUUGUGGCAGACGGAAAUCUUGUCGUUUCUAAAAGUGAAAAAAAAUUGAUGGAACAUCUGAAAGGUGAAUCGAUUCGGACGUGCAGCUGUUGGAACCAGGAGAAUUCGGGUUUUGGCGACUUGAAAGUAUCGGUGCAGUGAAAAGGCAGAUGUGAGCAAAUUGGUUCGAUUCUGUGGGUAAUGAAUCCGCGGAGACAAUAUAGAGAAGAGGUAAAAGUGCAGGUGAUUGAUUAACAAAACGCCUCCGAGUGGAAAUUUCAUCUGAUAGGAUAAUCGUGAAAACAGCAAGAAAAUGAUUCGCGAAUGACCAAACGAAAGGAAAAGCUAUUGAAGUAGGAGAAGGCAGUAGCAAGGAGGAAUGAGGUAGAUUUGAGCAGUAGAGUGCUAUCGAUUUUCCUCAUGAUCCAUCAAAGAAGGCGUCGAAAAGAGAGUGUAAAAUAACAGCUGAGACGCGAAAGAAAACGGAGAAAAGCUGAGUGAAACUCGGUCCAUGUUACCAACUGUGUACGGUGGUUGGUACGCGAAGCUUGACACCAAGGAACAAAGGAUAGGCUGUUGGCUGGUAUACUCUCGUGGAAGUUGUCGGAAGGAGGCAAGUAGAGUGAAAGCAGUGGGAGAAUAAGUUCACGCACUCACGCACGCGAGUCGAACAUCUGUUCCGAUAGAUUGGAGUGAGAGAAUUGACAGACAAGGAGCACCAAGAAAAAGAGCGACCGAGUCAUAGCGGGUUGACGACAGCGUUGCCAGAUCAUCCGGUUGUCUGGCAACUCUGUUGUUGAAUUUCGUUUACACACACCUACACUCGACAGGAUACCUCGGUAGGAGCGCGUACGCGAACAGAAACGUCUUCCUCCGUGUCCUGGUAGAGGAUAUCUUCUUUUGAGACUCGGUUCAAAAGCGGCUUAUAAAAUAAACUUUAAUCUGACGCUCGGUUGGUUCGGUGGUGCUUCUGAAAUGUCCGACACCGGCAGUGGACACGACGGAGCCCAGAAGGACUACUCGCAGAAAAUGGACGGCGGUGGUGGCGGCGAUUUCGACUCUGGGCAGCAGAGUCAACAGACCGAGCAGGAGCUGGCCACCAAGAUGCUGCAGAUUCAAUCGAAGCGAUUCUAUCUGGACGUAAAACAGAAUCGACGUGGUCGGUUUAUUAAAGUAGCUGAAAUCGGCGCGGACGGCAGACGCAGUCAGAUCUUUCUGGCGCUGUCUACGGCGGCUGAGUUUCGGGAUCACUUGUCGGCUUUCAGCGAUUACUAUGCCUCGCUGGGGCCACCGAACCCGGACAAUGUGCCUGAAGAUGGCAAAUUAAAAUCGGAAAUGAUGAUCAAGGAUAAUCGACGGUACUAUCUUGAUCUGAAGGAAAACGUGCGGGGACGGUUUCUGCGCGUAUCACAGACGAUCACACGCGGCGGUCCUCGAUCGCAGAUUGCCAUCCCAGCGCAAGGGAUGAUCGAGUUUCGCGAUGCGCUUACGGAUCUGUUGGAGGAGUUCGGUACAAACGACGGCGGAUUCAAGGGUGAACUGCCGGAAGGGCGACACAUGCGUGUCGAUAACAAAAACUUUUACUUUGACAUCGGACAAAAUAGUCGGGGCAUCUAUAUGCGGGUUUCGGAGGUGAAAAGCAACUUUCGAACCGCAAUCACCGUUCCGGAAAAGUGCUGGUCGCGGUUCCGUGACAUUCUCAGCGAUUACUGCGAUAAAAUGAAGAAAACGUCCGAGUCAACCACAUCGUCGAUCACUGCCGAUAACCCAUUGCAGAAGCAAGCAUCAAAUAAUAUGUAAAUUAGUGACGAGAGAGACAGAAUUUAUAGAUCCCUUAUUGGCUUCGUUCCGGCUUGCCAUCAUAAUAGUUUCCCAAUUUAUUGAUUAUGCUUGUUGUGUAUUCUCCAUAAUUCUCCUAUCGUUUGGUUGUUUUGUUAGGUUCUCCCACUUGUUUACUUCUGAGAGAUCGGAUAACGUGCUAAAUUAUAAACUGAAGGAUGAGUAUAAAAUAUAUUAUACAUAUAGAGUUAUAAAAAGAGAAAGGAUCAGAUCUAAUCUGAAUAUAAUUCACAGUUAUAAGAUUUAAAUAAAGGAAAAAUCUAACAAAUUAAAUUUAAUGCAGAGAAAAACACACAAGCAAGUUAGACCAAAUCCCAAAAUGAGCGGUCGGUUUAUCUUCUCAAUCAAAUCAUGCGCAAAAAAACUGUGUGAAAUUGUGUUCCUCUUUUAGGCGUAAUAAAAUAUUCGUUAUUUAAAAAUAGUUCAUAAAUGUCGAAGAAGCAUUGGAUUCUCAAAGUAUUCGAGAUGUUUCGUGAGGUCGGCUUACGUUUACAAAUGUAUAAUGUCAUUCAAUUGAUGAUUGGAAUGAACAAAAAGUAUGAAAGUCAGCCUAAAAAGCACAUUUUAUCACACAGUGUUGCGUUCUUUAACUAUUGGAUUUAUCCAAUAAUGGUUUGAUUUUGAAAAUUUUAAAGCACAGAACAAGCUAAGUUGAACGUAGCCGCAACAAUAGCUGGUGUUAGCUAAUAAAUAAAGCAAGAACAAAGCAAAAACAAUUUUCAAAUACAAAGUAAAUGAAGAAGAAAAUUGUGGGAGUAAGGUCAAAUAGAUGCUGAACAAAAUAAACCAGGAAAUCGUAGGCAGUUGAAUGAUGAUCACAAGAAUGUAUGUGUAAAUUAUUUAGUUUUCUUUCUUCUGGAAACCACUAGCUGGAAGUUAAAGCAAGUAAUGAAAUAGAACUAGAGUCUAAACAUCACUUUCGAGAAUAAAAAAGAUGAAGUUCAGAAAUAGCAGUUACACGCCCAGGCAGACAUAACACGGUCAAACAGUUUAUGAAGGUAAAUGACGAAGUCGAUAUAUCUAUAUUACUGUUAAAUGUUACAUAAAAUGGAGAACACUGAUCGAGGAAUGGUGGAAACUUCCCUGAUAAGAAAUAGUAGUUAAUGAAGUCCUGUGGAACCAAAAUCCUUAUUGUAUCUCUGGCAAUGGAAGUGGAUUUUAAUGGAAGAGCAAUCUAGUUGAUUUACCUUUUUUCAGUUAGUUUUCAAAUGCGACGAAAUUUUUUUAUAGUCUUGUUUCAAUAAUCGUGCUUGGCAUUGAUGAUAUGAUAUAUAAGCAAAGAACAAGAACAUUAUAGUCUGGUCAUCCGAGCAGGCAACAGCCUCCUAGAGGCACACGUGCGUGGAUCGGGACCAACAGCUGUGAUCUAUUACAAAUGGGACAAGAAAAAUUCAUAUGCGAUGUAUUCAUAUGUAUUAAUUUGCUAUCCGGGUAUACAAAUACACACGGAGUGAUUCUUCUAAAUAUUACCAGUUCAAGUUUUUUUUUGUUAUGGAAACAGAGUGAUCGGAUGUACGGCUUUGAGAAAUUUUUUUAUGAGUUUUCACUAGAUGUCCGAUUGCUGUUUUGUUGUUGUUUGUUGAUUUGAUAGGUUUACUCACCAACCUUUCCCCAGCACACGAAUUGUGUGAAUCCUUAUUUUUACUACUUCUUUUUAUUUGGUCACAGGUGCAGAUACUUAAGACAUCGAACUGAGUUAAUUAUACGGAUUUUUCAAACGUACUAUUGUAUAGAAAAUUUUUAGUUUGUUGAGAUAUUCUGGUCUGGUACAAAUUUAGAACUUGUCGAAGAUAUUAUUCUUAAGCUUGAGGUACAAUUGUUCUAUUGGAGUCAAUCGAAGAGUAUACAACCGAAACACAAAAUAAUUUGAAUUUUGAAUAUGUUUAUUGUAUGGCGGUGUUUAUUUUUGUCAGUUGAAGUGAUGGCCUAUAGUCAUCAUUCAAGGGUUUCCAACACCUUGCGACGCCGGACCUAUGUACAAGGUCAUGACGUUUUUUAAACGUUUAAAACAUUUUUUUAGGAAUUGUUCGAACUGAUGAUGUUCUAUUGAAUUGUUACAAUCUGUUGUUAUAAAAUUUCAAUUAUAAUGCACAAUCGUAAAUACGCAAUAUUUACUUAACAAAGUCGUCGAUCCACAUCCUCAUUCACAAUACAAAGCUUUUAGUUUUCAUGUAAAUAUUCGAUGAACAUCGAAAACACGAACCGAAAACAGAUUCUGUUAACCUAAAUUUGAUUUUGGCUUGCAUCGGAUGUUAUAUCAAUAGCCCAAAUGUAUGUAAUUGAGUUCAUCGCAUUGAGUGUCGCUUCUUAACGUGUUCAGAAUCUCGAUAUUCACCAACUUUUUGCCGAGCUUGUGUUCAAUAUUUGCUUGUGAGCAAAUUUUAUUAUGACGCUAGGUGUCGCUUUUUAGUGUGUAUUGCAACCGUUUGUGGUCACACUUUCACACCGAUUCUGUAUUUCGUUCGAAUCGAAUUAUUUUGAUCGAACACGAAAUUUAGAAUUUGGUAUCUCGGUCGAGCCCGAGCUUUUCAUACAAAAGGAUGUCGGUCGAAUUAAUGCACAAAAUGCAAAUUUUUACAUUCGAUUGAAAUAUUCCGGUUCGAUUCCGGGUGCAUGAUUUUACGUAUUUGCAACAAUAUUUUUUCUGCAAUCUUCUCAUUUCGUAACGAGUUUCUCUAAUCCGAAUUGGAAAUAGGAAAAUCUGAACUCGCAUUUCAAUCAGACACGCACAACCCUUGCUCUUGUUUGUCUCAUGAAGAUGAAGUAGAUUAAAAUGUAACGGAGCAUAAGUAAAAAGUUUACUUUAGUGGAAAGGGGAGCAAAUUUGUGAAAAUCGGGUGGUCCUAUAGAACGCUAUUGUGUUUUAUUCGGGUCGGACUUCCGGGUCCAAAAUUACAGUGUAAUAUGUGCGAAAAAUGGCAAAAAAUAUGCACUUAAUUUUUUCGUGUGGAUGAACCUAUUUUCACUAUCUUAUAUAAAAUGUCAUACUUUCCAAAAUCCUCUGAACUAGCUAUAUAAAACUUAUGUUGUGUACGUCUUCUUAGUUAUUGGCCAUACAAAUUGACGGUUACGGUACUACAGGGUGGAGUGUGUUCAAAAUUUCAAACCAUCAUUUAGAGCGACGAUGAAGAAAUCGGGAGAAAUUCUUCUAAAUUUGGUUAUUCCAAACUGUUUUGAUUUGUUUGAUAUGAUAGUUUAUGUCCGAACAAACUUUUUUGUUUUGAUUCAAGAUUCAAUGGAAAGCUAUUUUCAAUAGUAUAAUUUAUGAAAGCCUGAGUAACAUGAGAAGGGUACCAUCACACCACUAGGUUGAUGAAAAAGGUUUUUUAAAUAUUGCAAUCAUUGAUAAAAUGCUAAAGAUUAAAUUGCCCCAGUGACGAUUCAAGGCUCUGGUCCAUUCGAAUUGAUUUUUGACAUGAUUUUCACUGAACAUCGUUUUUUUGCAGGGUACUUUGAAAUAUCAAAUUAACUACGAUCAAAUUUGUACGUACAAUAUAUUCAUACAUUUUUUGGACAAUUCGAAGCACUUCCGCGCAAAGUUAAUGCUGGAUUUUUCAGAAAACAAACUCGAACUUUUCAUGUAGGGUGUUGCGUGCAGAAAAAGCUUGGGUCGUUUUGUGGCUUUUAGUGCGCGACAAAGCUUGAAGGACUAUACUACUCUUAGAGACAAAAAAAAAACACACCAUUCUAAUUUACCGAUCGGAAAUAUUCAUGGUCACAUUACAAAGAAUUUGAGGUUUAGCAAAAAAGUGCGGGAAGUUAUUGUGCGAAUCAUUCAAUUUUCUCAUGCUUGGCUCAUGCUGAUAUUGUCCUUAAUCAUUUCAUGAUGUAUUUACUCCGAAAACUCUGGCAAACAGUUACGCCACGUAAAUAUCGAAAUUUUUACAAAAAACAAAAACACAUUUUUAAUUUCUUGCAUUUUUUUGUAAUCUGGUGUACAAAAUGGGGCUUGCGAAUGAGAACAAAGUUUUGAGAGAAACGCAAUUGAGAGGAAACGCUUACUUCGACUAUCCAUAACUCAGCCGGCUUGUUCGCGGUAAAAUCGGGAUAAAUUUGGAACAAAAUAAAUUUGUUGUAAGAUGCAUUUUUCAUCUAGAGUCAUGGUUGCGUAGGAAUGGUAACAAUCGCUUCUUUAGGCAUUGUUCGCUGUAUAUUUACUUGUUUAACGUUCCGGUAGAGAUGAAGCUUUAGAUUUCUCGACCAGAGCUGCAUAUUGCCUGCCAAACCAAAUAUUUUUUGGAUAUUUUCUUUGUCCUGAAAUGCUCCUGUACGCCGUUCUGUUUCCUGGCAGUAUAAAAAGACAAUCCGGAAGCUGCUAAAAGUCUUCCAGCAUAUAAGUUUAAUCGUUCAUUAUCACACAGUCAAACUUAGUCAAAUAUUUGCGAUACAACUGGCGAGCCUGGGGUUUAGCCGUCACAUUCUGUUUAUACUUACGGUUCGGUACAGUUUUUACUCUGAACGACUUCCUACCUUGCCGGUCCUUGAAAGUAUCCCAAAUAGCAAACAUUGUUCUAGCAUUGUAUUUCUUCUCUCUUCUCGCAACGAUUGUGCGAUUAAAAAGCGCAGUUUACUUGAAUGAUGUGUAACAAGUUUCUUGUUUGAUAUGUGUCAUAGCAGUAAUAUUUGUUAAUUAGAAACCGAAAAUGAAACUGCUCAAAUUAACUUUUUGUAGAAUCAGUUGAAUAAACACAAGCAGUAAUAUUAAUUAUUUUCACAUUUGUUUCAAAAACAUGUAAAAUCAUUUGUCAAACAUAGCAACCGUUCUGCAGCAAUUGUGAAACAUGCCCAUUUGAACAAGUUUUUAUUGCUACUUGGGUAUGCAUGAAGGUUGGGGAAAUUUUUAUUUCUCUAGCCACAGUACUUACCGAAAGAUCUGGUCUCUUCUGCAAUAUUUGCUUCGCUGUCGCUUCCUGCUGGUGGUUUAUGAGAUUUUUUUUAGUUCCGCUGUUGUUGAACGAGUAUCGGAAAAUUUAAGAACGUUAUGGGCAAUGCUUGCAGGAAAACCAAGCUAUUUGCAAUUUUUCUUACUGACAGAUCCGAAUCUUCAUUACGACCGCACAGAAUUUCUUUCCGCACUUGUUCUUCUUUCGACGCCAUCUUUGAUCUUAAAGCUUGUAGUAGCAUCAAAAAUUGAUUUUACACAAUCAGCAGACAUACGUUUGUCAGUCUGCGAAAUAUUGAACGCGUUUCGAUUUGAUUUGAUUCUAUUCCCAACCCCGCACAUAGGGUCAGAAAGUAUCGAAGAGGCGAAUGACCUUAAGGUAUAAACCUCUAAACACCAACCUAAUUUGUCAACUGACGGAAAAUUCCAUUUUCAAUGACUUAAUUUUUGAUGAAACUGAAUUUUACUGGUUCCGACUGUAAUUGCGUGAACUUAGACGCUCCAUUUAUGUGAAUUAUAAGAUGUAAAAUCACAAGGUAUUUUUGAAGCGUGUGCAAUAGGGUGUGGUAGUAAUUGAUACAGUUAAUGUUUUGUGUGCGACUUUCUGCUGAAAGACCACGAACCACGGAAAACCUUCUCGUUGUAUCUUAUAAUUGUUCUUAGAUGAUCUUCUAUUUCGAUGAUUUAUCAACCGCAGAUUGUACACUGAACAAUUGAAUCGGUGUUUUUUUUCUUCUGAAGACAUCACCAGACCAGAAAACAACCUCUAAAUCGUUAAUAUGUUGCAUUGAUACCUAAACGGAUAGCGACGACAGCUUUCAAUGAAUUCACCAGUUCGUCAACAAUAUUUCAACAAAUGUAAAAAGUCUGUAGUAUCUUAAGAUGAAAAUAUCAGUCUUUAAAUGAAUAUGUCCUGUAUGCCUAUGACCAUACCCUUAGCCCCCCACAUAGUAGAGUAUAUCCUUUCAUAAAUGUGAUACUGAAAACACGAGAGAAUCGGGACGGAGUGUAGCAUCAUCUCUCUCCAGGUGGUGCACGUUAUUCGAUGAAUACUAAUGUAAAUGUACAACACACGAUCAAGUAAAGCAAAGAGUCCUUAUAUAAAAAAAAUAUUCCGCUAAGCGGAAAUCACGAGAAAUGGUCGGAUGUAAUCCGGUGGCACUCAAGAGUUUGGCUGAAAAAGAAACACCUAUCAGCAGCAUGAUUUUCGAGUUUUUGUUCGAUCGGAAUUGGGAAAACAAACGGUAUUCAAACAGUUGAUCACUGUUGCCUGUUAAUUUGUUAGUUGAUUAUUUUAACCUAAUUAAUACUAGAACACAGCUAGUAACAGUUGGAUAUUCAAAGGUAACACGUCACAUACGGUGAGGUUCAGUAAACAGACGGGGCAACAUGAAUAUAGACACUGUGGAAAAUUUGUUUUUGUUUUGAAACACACGGUAUGAAGUAUUUCAUGAAUUUGGAACCUGAAGAAAACAAUAAAGGGGAAACACUGCAAGCAAAACGAUGGUUCUUUUUUUAUAAACGGCAACUACAAAAACCGCGAAACCAGAUUAUUAUCAAUUAUUAUUAAAAUAAUUAUUAUCUACUGCAUUAAAAUAGUAACAACAACAACAACAAAAACUAUAUUAUGAAUAUUGUGAAGAAUUUUAAAUUAUGUUGUCUUUUUCUCAAGUCUAUUAUAGCGAUAAAGAAAAUAUAGUAAUGAAAAAAAAAACGACAGAUUGGAGGACAAAUAAUAAAAAAAAUACUGAAAAAUACAAAAAAUAUGAAAGAGAAAUAUAUAGUAGGUAUAUUAUAAUGAUAAAAAUGUUCCCGAAUCGAGAUGAUGUUCAGUUAAGUCUCAAAAACAGCAAACUGUGAAAUCUUUGUGUUACAAAUAAAAUAUAAACUGCGACGGUAUCGCCUGGCGAUGUGUUAUAUUUUCUCUCUCCUACAAAACGAUGGCGUUCAAAACGCUCAAUUUUAAUGAACAGCAUUCUAGCGACAUACCCUGUUAAAUUUGCAGUAAUUUUAAUUGCCUUAUUUUGUACGAUAAACUAGAUACGAUAGUCUUUGCGUUUUUUUUAAUGCCAUUCCUUUCAGGUCACCCUGUGUUGUGGUCGAAAGAGAUGAAUAUUAAGAAGUAAGAACAAGCAUAAUGUUUUUUCCAGUCGUAAUUCGCAACCAUAGAAUAUAGUCAGGAGUACACUCGUAACACACAGGGGGUGUCUCGAAAGUGUUAGGUUUUCUUUCUCACUUUUUUUCUACGGGGUGAUCGAUUUCCACUCUGUUUUAGUUUCCGUAGUAGCGCUAUUAUACGUAAUAACAAAGAAUUAAAAGCAUAGAAAACCAACAAAACUAAAAACGAAAGCUAUUCGUCAUUCAAAAGAGUAAAAAAAAACGACAAAUAUAUAGAUGAGAAAUUUAUCGAAGAAAAACAAAACAUAGUAACUAGUUUUCCUUAACCCCCACGAAGCAAACUGAACCGAAAAACCUGUGCGAAGUACUAUUUUGAGUGAUCCCUAAUUGUGUUUGGCGUCAUUGUUCGCCAGGAUUUACAGUGAAAUGCUCUUGGUUAAGUUUAAAGUUAUAUUUUUUAUUUCAACUUUGAAAAUUAUUUGUUUCGAUUUAAAAAUUUCAAUCAGAAUCAUCACUGGCGGACAGUUCCGUUAUCUGAGCAAUUUUCAUAAAUUCACUUGUUCUUUGUUGAUAUUUUUUUUUGAAUUUAGAAUCUUGUUUCUAGGUAUAUAAAUUGGAGAAAAUAAAAGCUAUGACACUACCUUUAUCGUUGGUACAUUAGGACACGAUAAAAAAACGAUAAUAUAACGUAUUUUAGGUGAAAUGAAGUUUUUCGGUUUGAUUUUUUAUAUAGACUUCUAAAUUAUUUAAUCUGUUUAUAAACGCUUUCCUGAGAAUAAUGAAAAAAAUAGAAGAAAAAAAUCAAUACGAAUAAAAAGAGUAAAUAAAACAAAGAGAAGAAAGAAUGUAAAACAAAAAAAAAGUUGCUGUAAAAGGCAACAUUCAAAAAAAGGAUAACGCUCUAGAGUUCGCGAAUCAAAUGAUCAAUCUAGAUAAACGGUUUUAUUCUUUGAUUAAGAUACUAGAGAAGAGCAUAUGUAAACCAAGUGUGCAAACCAACCAGAGCACGAGCGUAGUAUGGGCUUUAGAAUACGGGAAAUUCUACAAGUAUCAACACAGCGGUGGUACACCGAAGGGAUGAUUUGAUGUGUGUAAGCAGAAUUCAUUUUUAAACGUGGUCUCAACAACCGGAAUAAUCAAUAGUUUCCUGUUCCAUAAAAUUCUUGAUGGAAACAUGGUUGAGUUUUCCAUGUAGGUUUCCUCUGACGGCAGGAAGAGUUACCAAAAGCCUUUGCGAGGAAUAAUGAAUUACUUAUUGCCACAUUUUAUUAUCGCUAGAAAUAUUUCAAAGCUACACUUACACAAUUCAGUAAAAUUCAAACAGACACAAUGGAUCAAUAGAAAUAGCUAACAGAGCAGAGUAUCAAUCACCAGUCCCAGAAAAGAGAAUAACGAAAUAUAGCCCGAAGGAAACAAACGAGCGAAACAUUCGGCGUAACGAAUAAGCGCUGAGGCAAAAACCUGCUGUCGUGGAGAAACAGAAAAAAAUACAUGCACUAGUGUUGUAAUGGAUAAUGGAAUAAACAAGUCGACAGCUUAAACAAAAGGUGUUUUGAUUAUUUGAUUCAGGUGUUACAAUGUUAGUAGGAAAUAUACUAAUAAAUGUGAUUACAAACAACAAAA
This is a messenger RNA of Malaya genurostris, 10801 nucleotides long. It is a transcript of the gene Pur-alpha, whose product is annotated as transcriptional activator protein Pur-beta. Bases 1315 to 2139 code for a protein of 274 amino acids. The transcript has 5 exons. Gene Ontology annotation, molecular function: purine-rich negative regulatory element binding; DNA-binding transcription factor activity, RNA polymerase II-specific; RNA polymerase II transcription regulatory region sequence-specific DNA binding. Gene Ontology annotation, cellular component: nucleus. Lineage: Eukaryota; Metazoa; Arthropoda; Insecta; Diptera; Culicidae. The record is from RefSeq and is a predicted model, not a curated record. Gene Ontology annotation, biological process: regulation of transcription by RNA polymerase II.